This is a messenger RNA of Didymodactylos carnosus, 3666 nucleotides long. Lineage: Eukaryota; Metazoa; Rotifera; Eurotatoria; Philodinida; Philodinidae. The record is from the annotation of a GenBank genome assembly.
AUGCGAAGUGUAAUUCAAAUUUUUUUAGAAGCUUUCAAAGAUUUUAUUGGUCAAGAAUUUGAUAUUAAAUCAUUUUCUGCUACUAUUCUACAAACAAAACUUGUCACAGAUUAUUUAGCUUAUUUAAAUGAUUUGAUCAAAUCACUUGAUAGCGAAAUCAAACAACAGGUUUCAUCGCAUGAUAAAGAUUUGAUAGCACAAGCAGCCAAUAUUGGAACAUUAGAAGAUGUACUAGAAAAUAUGCAGUCUCGAAUUGUUUCACUAAAAUCAACAGUCGAACGAAUAUCGACAAAAAUCACUGAACCCUAUAAUAAAAUAUUGCUACGAAAAAGACAACUAGCGAGAUUACAGUAUACAUGUGAUCUUUUACGUCGUAUUAAAGGCAUUAUGCAGCAAUCAAAAAAACUACAAUCAUUUAUGUCAUCAACACAAGUAGAAUUAAUUAAAGCUGCUCAAUAUCAUUUUACAACAGAUAUGGAUUUUACCGGUAUUGAAGCCGUUGAAAAAGAUUUACAAUUUAUAUUUAAAGCUCGACAUGAUGUACAAAAACAAGCACAAGAAGUUUUAGAAAAUGGAUUGAAUCAUUUGAAUCCAGCUCAAAUUGGUACGGCAUUACAAGUAUUUUUCAAUUUAGGUAAUUUAUAUGAUCACGUACAUAAAACAGAAGAACGUUUACAAAAUGAAUAUCAAACGCAAAUAAAUGAUUAUUUUGAUCUUAAAAAUUUGUUUAAAACCAAAGAUCCAACAAAUCCAGGACGAACAACUAUGCCAGUUGUAGGAAAUACUGCACAUCAUCGUGCUGUACUAUGGACAAAUGUUGAAAAAAUUCUUGAUCUGCUUUAUGUUUACAUGGCACAAGUGUAUAAUUUACAACGAGUGUUAAUAAAGAAAAAAGAUCCUGUUACACAUACAAAUUUCAUGGAGGGAUUAAUCAAAGACGGACAUUCAGGUGAUUUAGUGAGUAAAUUUUGGUUAAGUUCAAUGGUAUCACUUAAAAAUCAAAUACGAACAUCUGUCGCAGAAUCAACUCAUUUGCGUCAAGCAUUUGAAAGUGAAUAUCCAAAAUUACUUCGAAUUCAAAACGAUUUAAUCAAUCGUUUGAAUCAAUUACAGCCAGGUUUCAGUGAUACUGAAAUCGCUAUUAAUGAUCAAGAAUUUAAUGACCAUAUAAAAACAAAUGAUCAAUUGAAUUCUUGUUUUGAAAUAUUUGAAAAAAGUUAUUUAUCUAUUUCAUUAUCACGAUUAUCGGAUCCAAUUAAUUUAGCUUUGAGUGGUAAUCAAAAAAAUUUACCAACACAGCAAGAAUUGGAUAAUAUUGUAAAAGCAAUUGUUAAUGAAUUAUCUGUAAUAACAGUUAGUGAUACAUUAGUUAACAAAGUUGCAAGAAAUGUUGCUAAAGCAAUACAAUUAUUUGCUAAUAAAUGUGAACAAUCGGUUUGUACAGAUAGCGAAGGCAGUCAAGUUGUUUCAGCUCCAACACCGGCACAAAUUCGGAAUAUAUCUGCCAUUAAUAUUCUUUAUAAUUUUUGUUGUAUGAUCAAUAAGAUGUUGAAUGAACAAUCCAACUUAUCAACAACAGCUAUUACGCAUAUCUCCGAUGCACUACAGUGCGUUAAUUCAUUAAUGAAUACGGCUAUUCAUCCAUUUUUAAAUUCAGUAGCGGAUUGUAUUGAGGCUAUUCUGGUUACGAUGCACAACGAAGAUUUUUCGCAAACGAUAUCAAAUCGAUCUGAAUCACAAUGUUCAUUAUAUAUGAAAGAAUUACAAGAAUUUAUAUUACGAAUACAAAAAGAUUAUUUUACGGAAUUUCAAUGUAAAGAUUUUAUGUAUGAAAAUCUUUCUCCAAUUGCUUGUCGAGCGAUGGCAUUAUUUGUUCAACAUGCAAGUCUCGUUCGACCGUUAGGUGAAGCUGGAAAACUGCGUCUAGCAGCCGAUUUUGCCCAAAUUGAACUAGCACUCUCACCAUUUUGUCGACGAUUAGCAGAUCUUGGAAGACAUUAUAAAAUGUUACGUGCUUUCAGACCGUUUUUGUUUUUAACAUCUGAGUCGAUGUUAACAAAUUCAGCUGUGGGGGAUAUUAUACCAUAUGAUACGGUUUUACAUCAUUUAUUUUCAAAAGCUCCAACUGAAAUGCGUUCACCACAUCAAGUUAUGGGUUGGUCAAUAAGUCGAUAUUGUUCGUGGCUCGAUGAACAUCCAAACAUGUCAGAUCGUUUAGCUAUGAUCAAAGGAACACUCGAAACAUACGUUCAAAAUGUUCGAAAUCGUCAACAGAAAGAGUUUGCAUCUGUUUAUCCAGUUAUGUUAAAUAUUCUUGAACCUCAAAACAUUGAUCUUGGUGCUCAAUAUGUUCAUGGAGAAAAGAAUAAUCCAGUGUACGAGAUAUGUAAACAAUUAGAUUGUAUGGUAGAAGAAAGUCAGACUGAGAGUCUCUUCAUAGCAUCAGAUGGAAGAGUUCUCGAUUCAAAACUGGUUCAAUAUGUAGAAGAUGUUUUCGAACAAGUAUUAGAUGCUGCUUGCGGUUAUGCUCAAAGAAUACAUGAAUCAGAACACAAUAAUACAUCUCUCUAUCACUAUAUAAAAGAACAAUGUAAACAAAAACUAUUAAACAAUAUUGGAGAUUAUAUUACAGUACUACAACUACAGACUGAAUUUGAUAAUAUUCUUGAUGGAUUAAUUGAAUGGCUAAUACAAGGUGAAAAGAUCGAUAAUGGAUGUCAAGAUUUAAAUGAUUUAAGUCUUUAUGAAUAUGGUAGAUUUGAAUAUUUAGAAGGAGAUGAAAGUAUUCGAUUAAAAAGUAGCUAUCGUCCAUUUAUUGAAUAUUUAAAACAAUCAAUACCGGACGAAAAAGUUUUACUGUCAACAGAAGUUACACAAGUCAAAUGUGUGAAUGAUUCUCAUCAGUUACUCGUUUGUAUGAAAGAUAAUAAAAAUAUAUUGUGUAAUCAUGUAAUUUGGACAACAUCAUUGGGUUUUUUGAAAGAAAACUUUGAAAAAAUAUUUUCAACUGAACCAAAUCUCAUUUCUAUGAAAAUGAAUGCUAUUAAAAAUUUGGGUUUUGGAACUGUGAACAAGAUAAUAAUGAUUUAUGAGCACAAAUUUUGGCCGGAUAAUGUGAAUUUUAUCAAUGUAUUAUGGACGAAUAAUAACAAAAAACUUUCAAAUGAACAAGAAAAAUAUUUACAUUCGAUUGGCAUAAAUUUGAAUUCGAUUGAAAAUUUUUUAGCAAAUAUUCAUAGUUAUGAAGUAUUAUACGGUUCCUUAAAUGCUAUCGUAUGUUGGCUUGGUGGUGAGGCUGCUCUGAUUGCCGAAAAUCUUUCGGAAGAAAUAGUUGGUCAUAUUUGUCAUGAUAUUCUAUGCAACUUUUUGAAUUUAUCAACUGAUAUAGUUAAUAAAACUAGACCAAAACAAGUUAUUAGAACUCAAUGGUUUAAUAAUCGUUUUAUACGAGGAUCCUACUCUUAUUUCACAAUUCGUUCUACAUUGAAAGAUAUGGAAAUUUUGUCAGAAUAUUAUACGCCGGAUGGUAUUGCUCAUGUAUGUUUUGCGGGUGAAGCAACCCAUACAAAAUGGUUUUCAACUGUUCAUGGUGCACAUCGUAGUGGUAUUCGAGAAGCAACUAGACUACUAGAUUUAGUCAUCAAAAAGAAAGAUAUCAUUCAAUAG